This is a messenger RNA of Exophiala oligosperma, 4180 nucleotides long. RefSeq lists its product as uncharacterized. Lineage: Eukaryota; Fungi; Ascomycota; Eurotiomycetes; Chaetothyriales; Herpotrichiellaceae. The coding region runs from base 238 to 3912 and encodes 1224 amino acids. Gene Ontology annotation, cellular component: intracellular membrane-bounded organelle. The transcript has a single exon. The record is from RefSeq and is a predicted model, not a curated record. Gene Ontology annotation, molecular function: phosphatidylinositol binding.
UGUGUCUACACAUAUCCGACGCACCAAGCCAUUUGUCGCCCUUGUCUAUCCAACGUUCCAAGAACUCGAUCGAUGCCUAGACUCCCCUGUAAACCAUCCUUCGUCUCUUACGUCCGCCCAAGUCUCUUAUCGCCUACCUAGCCUGUCGAUGCGAACUAUGGUUUCAGGGUCCCACGACAGAGCGCGAAGGCUAGCUUUCAGCUAAGCCAUUCUGACUUCGUUGAAGAUGCGUCGAGGAUGUACCUGGCUCAGAAACAUGUGCUGUUCGCCGCUCUCGCAGCUUUCAUUGCCUGGGGUCUUGCCGUCCGGAAUCUACCUGUUCUCCGCUACCUUGGCUAUGCCUUCACACUCGGCUGCGUUACGACAUUGCUCUCGGUGAUUGCGAGCAUCACAUUUACCUCUCGGGCGCGGGCAAGAUUCAAUGACUUGCAUAGCCUUUCUUCCAGGCCGCUUGCCCUAUUAAGAUCGGAUCGAUGGCGCUCUGAGAUUGCCGCUUUCAAUGCUCUCCGUAAAUACCAGCCUGGACAUAUCUACGACAAGUCCUUUGUCGUCUCCCAAGCGCUUGAUGGUUUGAUCGGAUUGGCACUAAGAGAUUUUGUGUCGUCAUGGUACGGCAGUAUCACCAAAAGUCCCGUAUUUUUGAACGAGGUGGACAAGAAUAUCAGAGCGGCCUUGGUAGAAAUUCGAGACCGUGUAGUCAAUGAGGAUAUGGUCAACGUCAUAGUCUCCAGGGUUGUACCCAUCAUGACCACACACUUGCGAGAUUUUGACCAGGCAGAGCGUGUGGUACGAGGACGUAGCCUUAAUCGAAGUGUGACGGAGUCGGAGGAGCUGGAAUUGGCUAUUGCUGCCAAAUACAGAGACGGAAAGCUUCAUCCCGCAGCCUCUCUUGCAUAUUCUGACACCAAGUCCAUCCAGCAAGACCAUUUACGGAAGAUGCUGGUUCGAAUUCUGCCAGAUCUUCUUCCAUCGACGAUGAUGGGCAGCCGGGCCACACUAGUCUUGGUGAAAGAGAUCGUUGCUUGCGCUGUUCUAUUUCCUCUUCUCCAGCUUCUGUCAGAGCCUGACACCUGGAAUCAAAUUGUUGAAGCGUACGGUCGCACCACACUGCAGGACCGAAAAACCGUCCGUCGAAUGAGGGCUGCUCUUGAUCAGCACACUUCGCCAAUGUCUACAACAAAAAGCAGUCUGGAACUGCCCCGACUGGGCCCGAAUGACAGCGAACGAGCUUUUGAGCGCUUCGUCAGAGCGAUCCGUAAGACCAAAAAUCUAUCUGAUGCGCGAAGGUUUCGUAAUGUGAUUGCAAGCCAGAUCCAGCGCGAAGGGAUGGUGGAAGGUCAGGACCCCGUCUAUCUACGCAGGCUAGAAAUGGCGAAAAGGGUUCUCGAACAAAAGAUCUCAAAAUUGAGUCAGACAGCAAUGAUUCCCAAAGCUACGAGUUCACAGCCUGCGCCCCAGUCAAACACUGGCGCCAAACCUCACGAGUGGACUAUGGUAGAGAUCAUGCACACUGCAUCUGGUCUGUCCUAUUUCAUGGAAUAUAUGGAUCGUCAGCAUAAAAUGGCCUCGGUGCAGUUCUGGGUCGUAGUGGACGGCUUUCGCAAUCCACUGGAGGACGACUUUGGAGAUGAAAUGAACCCAGCACCUCAGCAGACUUGGACAGACGCUGAUCGAAUGGAUAUCGCGCAGAUCAGUGAAACCUAUAUGUCUAAGCCGGAAUUGAAUAUUCCCCGAGAGUCCAAGGAUGCAAUCAGAUCUUUCUUGAUUGCUGGUCGAAAGGCAACGCCACAACAAUAUCGAGCUGCGAGGACCGCCAUACUCUCGGCGCAAUCUGCUGUCUUAGAAGACCUUGAAAUCAAUCACUUGCCCAACUUUCGAAAAUCCGAUUUAUACUACAAAUUCCUUGCUUCAGCUGAAGCAUCCGCAAUGCAACCCCGCCUCCAAACACCCCCAGAUGCUGCUGAGCAGAAUGGCAUCACUUCACCGAACAUGACUACGGCCAGAGGGGGCCUGUCGAUGACUAGAACUAACUCUCAGCCCGGUUUCCGACCGAAGGACUUGCGUAGAGCAGCAGUCUCUUCCUCGGAUGUUCGUAGUCUUGCUUCUUCCAAGCUCUUCGAUGACGCAGAGGUUGUAAAGCGCUCAGGGUCUUCAGGCCCUCUGUUCGAUGAUGGUUAUGACACGGAUCCUCUGGCACAUUCGACCCAGAGCCUAGGUCAAGAAUCUUUAAAUGGUGAUUCGGUCGACCAACGACGAGUCAUAGAGAACAUGGAGGCGGCCAUGAACAACAUCAUGACUGACAGCCCGAUGGAGGAACAAAACGCUUAUGACGACGAUGCUCUAUUCGGAUCUCCGGUGUCCGGAUCAAAGUCGAUCAGAACAAUAGAUUCCCCAAGAGGCUCUCUCGAUAUUCAGACGAGCGACUACACAAACAAGUCUAAACCUAGUCUAGCAACCCUAGGACUAGUCAACACAGCUUCACGAAUUGGUGUUUUCUCGGACAACGAUCUGUUCCCCGAUGAAGAGAAGUUCAUUGAGGAUGAGUACGCGGACAACGAUGACAGUAAAAAUGAGGAUGUCACAGAAGAUGAGAUCCAUGAAGCAGCCCCGGGGGAUCUUGGACUGGCUGAAGCCAUUACUGUGUUGAACAAUGACAUCGAACGCCUUGUGUCCCAGGAAGGGGUGGUGGAUGCAUUGACCCGCAAGGCCGAAUUGACCAACAAUGUGGCCGAGUUACGCAUUCUAGGUAAAUCGAAAGCAAGCUUGCAACGAGAAAUUCGACGGAAAGAAUUGCAGCGCCAGCAGUACAUCGUCCAGGAGAGUGACAACAGUUUGUAUGGUCGAUCGAAGAUAUCAAUCAAGUCCGUCGUUGUCGGAAAGGAAGACGAUGGUCGCGAAUUUGCACUGUACGUCAUUGAAGUUCAUCGGCAGGCUGGAGAUCAAAUGCCCGCAGCAGUUUGGGCAAUACCUCGUCGCUAUUCCGAAUUUCACGACCUUCACCAAAAGUUACGUCGCAGAUAUCCUUCGACAAGAAAUCUUGAAUUUCCCAGGAGAAGAAUGGUCAUGAAACUUCAAAAACAAUUCCUACAGAACCGGCGCCUGGCGUUGGAACACUACCUGCAGCAGCUGCUUCAGAUGCCUGAUGUAUGCCGAAGCCGGGAGCUGAGGUCCUUCCUUUCUCAACAGAGUAUCUCGUCCCAUGAGGAGACAAAUAGUGCAUCCAAUGCGCAGGAUAUAGUCAGCCGCAUCUAUAAUUCGGUAACCGACGGUAUGGACGAAUUCCUGGGUAAUGUCUCGGUGCUCGAUCAGCUAUCUGUGGCUGGUCAGAACCUUAUAUCUGCUGCUACCAAUCAAUUAGGAAUGGGUCAAGGGGAAAUUGUUCCUCUCGACCCAGGGCCAGUGGCGGAAGCCGAAGCAGAGUUGCAAGCUUUCGAGGACAAAGAGCUCGAACCUUUUGUGAAGCCAAUCUGUGACAUCUUUCUGGAAACCUUUGAGCUCAACCGAGGGAACAAUUGGCUUCGGGGUCGAGCAGUGAUUGUGGUCCUUCAUCAGUUACUGGGUGGGACUAUCGAACGCAAAAUCCGGGAGAUUGUGAAGGGCUUUACUACGGAAGAUUCACUGCUUCGGUAUAUUGACAUGAUUAAAGAAACGAUGUGGCCUGGCGGUGGGCCCAUGAGGACAUCCAAACCUCGUACGCCUAUCGAGAAGACUAAAACUCGAACUGAGGCAACUAUGAUGCUCGCAACUCUUGUGCCAGACCUGGCUGGCAGUGUAGUGGGAAGGGCAAAUGCACAAGCUGCAGCUAGAAGAAUUGCUGCAACUAUGAAUAACGCUCGACUCAACCAGCAUUUGAUUUUUACCAUACUGGAUGAGAUUGUCGGAGUGCUGUUUGAUCCAUCCAAGAAAGCCUGAGAAGUCAUAGGUUGUCGGCUAGGCUAGGCUUGACAAUUCACCUCUUGAUGAUCAUGACUUGUGGCGGAAGUUUGUGCUGGGAUGUAUCAAAGACAGUCGCUAUUUGAUGUUGAUGGAGAGAAUAAACUUCUUCCAUACGACGACCUUAUUGCAAUGGAUCUGCUGUUCCCGUUCUGUAUACAUAAACAAGCAAGCGUUUCGAUCUAUUCUUUUCAAUCGGAUCCGUGUUUCAUUUCAGAUUUAUGGGCUGGCAAUGCUGCUCACUUCG